AUGUGCGUUGCCAAGAUGAUGUCCCUUCGCUCCGCUGUGCGGAGAGCUUCGUGCAAGCCCCUCCGUACCCUCUCCGCACCUACUGCUUCCGUCCGAGUUGCAGCUGCUAAGACGGCUACCUCCCUUCGCCAGACCCGUACCUACUCCCGCGCGACGGAUUCUCACCUGACCUCAACCCGCAGCACCGUCGUGCAGCUGUUGAGCAAUAUUGGCUCCAAGCGCGAGGUUCAGCAGUACCUGUCACACUUCACAUCCGUGUCCUCCCAGCAAUUCGCCGUGAUCAAGGUUGGCGGUGCUAUUAUUACUGAUCACCUCGAGACUUUGUCCUCCGCGCUCGCUUUCCUUAACCAUGUCGGUCUGUACCCGAUCGUCGUCCACGGUGCCGGCCCUCAGUUGAACCGCAUGCUGGAGGCAGCCGGUGUUGAGCCCCAGUUCGAGGAUGGAAUCCGGGUGACUGAUGGCAAGACCCUGGCCCUGGCCCGCAAGCUCUUCCUGGAGGAGAACAUGAAAUUGGUUGAGGAGCUCGAGCGCAUCGGCAUCCGCGCCCGUCCCAUCACUGCGGGCGUCUUUUCUGCUGAUUACCUUGACAAGCCUAAGUACAACCUUGUCGGUAAGAUCAAUGGUGUUGACAAGAGCCCCAUUGAAUCCGCAAUUGCUGCUGGCUGCCUGCCCAUCCUGACUUCCAUGGCCGAGACCCCCGAUGGUCAGGUGCUCAAUGUCAAUGCGGACGUGGCUGCCGGUGAGCUUGCCCGCGCUCUGCAGCCCCUGAAGAUCGUCUACCUGGCUGAGAAGGGUGGUCUGUUCAACGGUGAUACCGGUGAGAAGAUUUCCGCCAUCAACCUCGAUGAGGAGUAUGAUCACCUCAUGGGAUUGUGGUGGGUGCGCCACGGCACUCGCUUGAAGAUCAAGGAGAUGAAGGAACUCCUCAGCGAUCUGCCUCGUUCAUCUAGCGUUGCUAUUAUCCACCCCGCUGAUCUCCAAAAGGAGCUUUUCACUGACUCCGGUGCCGGUACCCUGAUCCGCCGUGGUAACAAGAUUCAUGUCAAGACCUCUCUGUCUGAGGUUGGCGAUAUGAAGGCUCUCAAAGAGGUGCUGAUCCGUGACCGCGAGGGCCUCGAUGCCCGUGCCGUCGUCGACCGCUACGUCGAAGGCAUUAAGGAGAAGGAUUUCAAGAUCUACUACGAUGAGCCCAUGGAGGCUCUCGGAGUUGUUCUGCCCCCGCAACCCAACUCCCAGAUGGCUCACUUGGCCACCUUCACCAUCACCAAAUCCGGAUGGUUGACUAACGUUGCCGACAAUGUUUUCGCCAGCAUCAAGAAGGACUUCCCCAAGUUGGCUUGGACUGUCAAAGAGGACGAUGAGAACCUGACCUGGUUCUUCGACAAGGCCGAUGGUAGCUUGAGCCGUGAUGGCCAGGUUCUGUUCUGGUACGGCGCCGAGAAUGCCGAGGAGGUCAAGCACCUGGUCCAAGAGUUCAACGCCCACGGCCGCCAGAUGUUCGGCGACAUCAACCUUGAGGCGCGCCUCCACCGCGCUGCUGAGGCUGCUGCCAACAUUGGCAAGGGCCACGGCGCUAGCGGUGCCUCUGCUGAGCAGAAGCGUGGAUUCUCCACCACCACCAAUGCUCUGCGUAUGAGCCGCAACAAGCGUCCCGCUGUCGCUGCGAACUCCUUCCGCACCUAUUCGACUACCAACCCCAAUCCCCCUCUUGGAGAGAAGAACAUCUCCAACACCCAGCCCGCCAAGGUUGCUCUCAUCGGUGCCCGUGGUUAUACCGGCCAGGCCCUCAUCAACCUGCUGAAUGCCCACCCCAAUAUGGAUCUCCGCCACGUCUCGUCCCGCGAGCUGGCCGGUAAGAAGCUCCAGGGUUACGAGAAGCGCGAGAUCAUCUACGAGAACCUCAGCCCAGAUGAUGUCCGCAAGAUGUCUGCCAACGGUGAUAUCGACUGCUGGGUCAUGGCUCUGCCCAAUGGUAUCUGCAAGCCCUUCGUCGAUGCCGUCGACGAGGGUUCCCAGACCGGUAACGUUAUUGUUGACCUGAGCGCGGACUACCGCUUCGACCCCAAGUGGACCUACGGUCUUCCCGAGCUCGUCGAGCGUUCCAAGAUUGCCCAAGCUACUCGCAUCGCUAACCCUGGAUGCUAUGCCACCGCUGCCCAGCUUGGAAUCGCUCCUCUUGUUCCCUUCCUCGGCGGUCAGCCUACCACCUUUGGUGUUUCUGGCUACUCCGGCGCGGGCACCAAGCCCAGCCCCAAGAACGACGUUCAGUUCCUUACCAAUAACCUCAUUCCCUACAGCUUGACUGAUCACAUCCACGAGCGUGAGAUCAGCGCACAGCUUGGCACCAGCAUUGCGUUCAUUCCUCACGUUGCAGUCUGGUUCCAGGGUAUCUCCCACUCUAUCAGCAUCCCCCUGAAGCAGAAGAUGACAUCUCGUGACAUCCGUAACCUCUACCAAGACCGCUACGCUGGCGAGAAGCUCGUCAAGAUCGUUGGUGAAGCUCCUCUUGUCAAGGACAUUGCCGGUCGCCACGGUGUCGAGAUCGGUGGAUUUGCCGUCCACUCCAGCGGUGAGCGUGUCGUUGUCUGCGCUACCAUCGACAACCUGCUCAAGGGUGCUGCUACCCAAUGCCUGCAAAACAUGAACUUGGCUCUGGGCUACUCCGAGUACGAGGGUAUCCCUCUCGACUAA
Messenger RNA from Penicillium paradoxum, 2691 nucleotides. RefSeq names its product bifunctional acetylglutamate kinase/N-acetyl-gamma-glutamyl-phosphate reductase (gene argEF). Gene Ontology annotation, cellular component: mitochondrial matrix; cytoplasm; mitochondrion. Lineage: Eukaryota; Fungi; Ascomycota; Eurotiomycetes; Eurotiales; Aspergillaceae. The transcript has 3 exons. The coding region runs from base 1 to 2691 and encodes 896 amino acids. Gene Ontology annotation, biological process: L-arginine biosynthetic process. The record is from RefSeq and is a predicted model, not a curated record. Gene Ontology annotation, molecular function: NADP+ binding; L-glutamate N-acetyltransferase activity, acting on acetyl-CoA as donor; arginine binding.